ACAAAAACAUAACCUAAAAUUUUCAAAGCUUGAUGACAAGCGGUUUUAUAAAAGUAUAUUUUCAAAAUAAUCUAGAAAAUCUUUCUGAAAAUUUCUGUUGAAACACCGUAUUUAGUGCACAAUGGCCUCCGGCCUUUUCGGCUGGGAAUUACUAUAUGGCAGCGUACAGAACGAUGUUAAAACAAACCAAGACAUUAUUAUUUGCCUCACGCAUUUAGUUUUGGUGUCUAAUGGAUUUAAAUGUAUUGGAUUGGGAGAGAGUAAAAAUAUAGAUGGAUCUGAGGCAAAAAGUGAAACUUUACCGAAAGGAUGGAAUCAGGAUUAUGCUAUACGAUAUGUAUAUCAAGGAAGGCUGUACAAUUUAAAAGGAACCAGUUUAGAUGAUGGUAUUAUUAUUAAUUUAGUACGAGUUGAUGAACGUACUGUUGGAUCUAUACAAUUAAAUACUCGUCAAGUUGUCGCAAAAUCUGGAUCACUUGAUGAAAUGAUACCCGAUAAUAACAAUAUUGUCAAUCAAAUUAAAAAAGAACUUAUUGAUGCUGUGAUAGUCUCGAAGAAAACUCAAGACAAUUCAAGUCAAACUCAGUCUAAUCCUACAAGAACAAGGGAUGAAGAUCGAGAAUCACCUGAUUACCUUAGAGAUUUUCCAAUUCCUUAUAGAUAUGGUUCUCAACCUGCAGUCCCCUAUGGUCGGUCUGACUUGGAUCCUUUUGGUGUGGCACCUUUACCACGAAUAGCGAUACCGCCCGCGGGAGGUGGAAUGCUAUUUAAUCCUCCACGGCCUUCUCUUCCAGGCAAUUUCGGGAUUGCUCCGGGAUCUUUGCCACCUGGCGCUCGCUUUGAUCCAUUUAGACCACCACAAGGUUUACCGAAUCCUAGAGGACCCCAUAGGCCAGAUAAUGACGAAUUUCCCCCACCUGGUUAUGAUGAUAUGUUUAUGUAAAUAUAUAUGUAAGUUUUAAAGGAAAAAUUGCAUAAUAAAGAUCUUAUUUUUUUGUUUUGAACUACUAACUGGGUUAAUUUAAGUAGAUGCUAUUUAUAAUUUGCAUAAUUUCAUAUAAUAAAAUAGUCUAAAAUGUA
Molecule: messenger RNA, 1080 nt
Organism: Sitophilus oryzae (rice weevil)
Lineage: Eukaryota; Metazoa; Arthropoda; Insecta; Coleoptera; Curculionidae
Product: proteasome inhibitor PI31 subunit-like
Exons: 3
Coding region: 122-943 (273 amino acids)
Biological process (GO): proteasome-mediated ubiquitin-dependent protein catabolic process
Molecular function (GO): proteasome binding; endopeptidase inhibitor activity
Source: RefSeq, a predicted model, not a curated record